AUGGAAGCGCAGCAGCAUCGCCUGACGACGGCCCUCGUUCUGCUGCUUGCCGCCGUGCUCUUCUCCGUCGGCGCGCAGUCGUCGGAGGCGCACGGGGCCGCCUCCCUCCACCCGGUCAUACUGCUCCCGGGUUACUCCUGCGGCCAGUUGGACGCGCGGCUCACCGACGAGUACAAGCCUCCGACGCCCGGCUGCGGCGUGCCCAAACAGGGGCGCCGCUGGUUCCGGCUGUGGGAGAACUACACGGCGCUGCAGGAGGACCCCGCGCUCCUGCCGUGCUACGAGGACCAGCUCCGGCUCGUGUACGACCGCGCCGCCGGUGACUACCGCAAUUUGCCCGGCGUGGAGACCCGUGUCGUGUCCUUCGGCACCACCCGCAGCUUCUUCUUCGACGAUCCCGCCAUAAAGAACACCUGCAUGGAGAGGCUCGUGGAGGCACUGGAAGGCGUCGGAUACACAGAGGGAGCCAACCUGUUCGGCGCCCCGUACGACUUCCGAUACGCGCCGGCGGCGCCCGGCGUGGCGUCCAGGGCAUUCGCCGACUUCAGCUCGAGCCUGAGGCUCCUGGUGGAGCACGCGAGCGUGACGAACGGGAACAGGCCGGUCAUCCUCGUGACGCACAGCUUCGGCGGCCUCUACGCCACGGAGUUCCUCAACCGGAGCCCCCUGCCGUGGCGCAGGAGGUACGUCAAGCACUUGGUCAUGCUCUGCCUCGGCGUCGGCGGCUCGCCGGUGAUCAUGCAGGUCCUCGCCUCCAGCACGAGCAGCCCCAGCCCGUCGACGACGCUGCUGGGCAGCGUGCUGGCGUUCGGGAACAGGAGCUUCGCCAGCACGCUCUCCCUUCUGCCGUCCCCGAAGGUGUACGGCGACACGCCCCUCGUGAUCACGCGAGCCAGGAACUACUCGGCCAAGGACAUGACUGAGUUCCUUGCCGCGGUAGGCUUCACCGACGACGAGGUCCAGCGGUACCGAACAAGGGCGCUGCCGGUGACACUGAAUUUCAGGGGGCCACUCGUGCCGAUGACGUCUAUCAAUGGCGUUGGUGUGCCGACGAUCGACAGGUUGAUCUACUGGGAUGGCAACUUCAGUGCCAAGCCUCAGGUGGUAAACAGUGACGGCGAUGGGAUUAUCAGCUUGGACACCGUGCUGGCUCUGCAAACUUUUGUCGGGGAUGACCCGGAUCAACGCUACUUCAAGUCCGUUUUGAUCCCCAACAUGACGCACACCGGUAUGAUCUCAGAUCAUUCUGCGCUCAACCGCGUGGUUAAAGAAAUUCUGGAAGCAAACCAAGCCACUUCUUCAUAG
Molecule: messenger RNA, 1305 nt
Organism: Miscanthus lutarioriparius
Lineage: Eukaryota; Viridiplantae; Streptophyta; Magnoliopsida; Poales; Poaceae
Source: the annotation of a GenBank genome assembly